AUGUGCCAGGUAGAAUCUCAUAAAUCGCAAACCUGCGGUCACAAGUGGGCAACGAUUGUCAAGCACUGCCACGAGGGUGCAGGGUUCAGCGAGAAUUCUGUGCACGCAUUCACCAGAGCACGAACGGGCCUCUUUCAACCGAAAUACAUUCCUGCGCCGGCGGGGAGUUGCCCGAAUUGCGACAAGAAAGGGGACUAUGAUGCGAACGAGACACGCAUGAUCUUGGGGAGGAAAGACAAAGAGAGCAGGGGGACGUUGGGAAAUGGCUACACGAUGACAGAUGGGUAUGGAAAGCCGUUGCCUGUGUCGGGCUCCUACUCCCAAUCCCGCCCUGAUGGAUAC
Molecule: messenger RNA, 342 nt
Organism: Capronia epimyces CBS 606.96
Lineage: Eukaryota; Fungi; Ascomycota; Eurotiomycetes; Chaetothyriales; Herpotrichiellaceae
Exons: 1
Source: RefSeq, a predicted model, not a curated record